AUGGGCGUGACAAAGGAGGUCAAGAAGGCCGGAGAUGGCAAAACCUUUCCUAAAGCAGGGGACCUGCUUAGGAUGCACUACACUGGACGAUUUGCCAGCAGCGGACAGGUCUUCGACUCCUCUCAGGGCAAGGAGCCCCUCGAGUUCACAGCUGGCAUUGGACAGGUGAUUCGAGGUUGGGAUGAGGGCGUUAUGCAAAUGUCCAAAGGCGAGAAGGCCAUCUUGCUGAUCACGUCCGACUUCGCGUAUGGACGGGCUGGAAUGCGUGGAGUGAUCCCACCGAACGCUAACUUGGUGUUUGAGGUGGAGCUGCUGGACAUCAACCCGACAGAGAAGUACCACCCCAAGAUUCUGACGAUGGCGGCUCAGCUGGAGCUUGACCUGAAGAUUCCAUGCGGCUGGAUGGUCUUUGACGUCACCGCCACCGGCUUCGGUUCCGGAGACAUGUUCCUGCACUGGGGAGUCGGCAAGCAGCACGCGGAGGAGUGGAUCGUGCCUGUAGAGAUCCAGGCACGAACGACGCCAACGGCCAAUCGCGUGCCAGGUGCCUUGCAGACGCCCUUCCCGCCACCUGAUGGUCAGAACGGUCGAAAAGUACGUUUAGAAAUCAACGUUGAUGCUGGCCUGAAGGGCUGCCAGUUCGUACUGCACAAAAAGCCCAACGAGUGGCUCAAGAAUGGGUCCAGGAACUUUUUUCUCGACUUUUCCAAGGUGGCUGACAGCCGUGGCUUUCGCGAGCUUGUCACAGAAGCCACGAAAGCCAAUCCAGCUGCGAAGGUGUCCUGCUACAGCUCAAGCGGCGUGGAAGUGGCAGUUCUAGCAGCUUCGGAGGGUGAGUGCUGCAAUGUACAGGCGAUUGUCCGUUCCGAGCGCGACUUGGUUCUUCAGUAUGGCCCAGCAGGGGACGAUCGGCGAUGGACGUCCUCGACCAGGCUGAGCUUGCAAAAUAGCGGUGGAGACAUCUACAAGGGUGCUAUCAAGAUCGAGGCACAGAACCUCAACAAGUAUCUCAUGUUCGUCCUACACGACCCCAGUGUCAACCAGUGGUUGAAGGAUGCUGGUCGAGACUUUUCCUUCGAGCUGCCCCGAGACAUCUGCAAGACCGUGACCGCGAAGCCACCGGAGCCUGCACAGACCUUCGACCCGGUACCGCGGCUCCAGAGACGGGCCUCAAAAUUGUUCAGCACCUUCGUUGAGGAGAUACAGAUGGCAGAGCCAGAUGCAAAAAGCUCGUCCUGGACUGUGCCCGGAGCUGAUGGCAUCGAGGUGGUGGUUUUGGCUACAGCAGCAGAGACGGGCUGUCAAGCGCACCUGCUGGUCAGCGCGAAGACAGCAUUGGUUUUACAGUACGGGCUGGCCGGGCAGGACCGCGCAUGGAAAUUCUCCAAGCGUGUGGAACUCGUGCGGGCCGGUACGGACAAAUGGGAGGUUUCUUUUGAAGUGCCAGCGCACGAGAUGGAGAAGUUUUUGAUGUUUGUCCUUCACGACGGCGCCGUGAACCGAUGGAUCAAGCAUGGGCCGCAUGACUUUGAGUUCGAAAUGCCGCGACACGAGGAGUGGGAUCGAGUCCAGCGUGAGGCAGAGGCCAAGAGCGCAGAAGAGGCGAGGCUGGUUAUGGCAGCGAAAAGCCAAUUCUUGGAGGGCCGACGAGCCCGGGAGUCGAAGGCAGAUAUCUCCUUCACUCCCUUCGAGCUUCAAGGAGAUUUUGGAUCCUUGGACGUUGCCUGUAUCUCUGAAGGCGACACGCGUGCUAAGGUCCAGAUCCGAGCUUGGCUCCACCCCCGGCUGGGAGAGUGCAUGAUGCACUUCGGGGUCUUCGAGAGGCCGCAGUCUCGACAGUGGACGUCUGCAACCAAGAUCAGCGCGGUGGAGUGGCCAUCGGACUUGCGCAAAGUUGAUGAGAAGGCUUGCCAAAUCACUCUGCGCAAGAUGGAGGGUGGUAUCCAUGGUCUGGACUUCUCCGUGACAGCCCACACGGAAGUUGAUGGCAACGAGACCAUUCACGAGCCAGACAUCGGAGGCCUUGGCUUUGUUUUGAAGACCGUGAACAACAACGUUUGGAUCAAGCCGACAGAUGGAAGCGAUGCCACAGUCCGCUUUUCCAGCAAAGGGCGUUGGAAAGGCCAGUGGGCGCAGGUGGCGGACAAGAUUGUUGAGCAAGAGACGACCUGGAGCAGCAUGUCCCUGAAAAGGAGAUACGAGAACUGCCUUGAGUUCCUGGAUACCUGGGAGAAGGUGUCCCAAGGAGUUCAGAUGCGGCGCCUGAAUUCGUGGACAACCCUCGUCCAUGUCGACUCGAGCAAGGCCGUGUGGUCCCGCAUGCCUUCUAUGCCGCUCAUUGAGAUGUCGAGUACCGAAGAGAACAACGAGGAGUUCUGGAGCUGGAUCUUCGUGUGGCAGCGCUUGUCCUUCCAGCAGCUUCUGACCUGGGAACGGAACACCUGCACCCAGCCCCGAAUGCUGGCAGCCACGACGAAUCAGAUCACUCAGCGCCUUGCUGAGCUCUGGAAGUCCACUCCCAGCUGCCGCCUCUGGAUCCGUUGGACCCUCUCCACCAUGGGCCGUGGUGGGUCUGCUGGUCAGCAGAUUCGAGAUGAGAUCUUAGUCAUCAUGCAUGCCCAUGGUAUCAAGGAGAUCCACGGCACGUACUACGAGCAGUGGCACCAGAAAUUGCACAACAACACCACCCCGGCAGACAUCGGCAUUUGCCGUGCGAUCAUCGCCUACCUGAAGAGUGGUGGCGACUUGGGAAUCUACUGGAAGGUCUUGGCGGAGCACGACAUCACCAAGGAGCACCUGCACUCAUACAGCCGGCCGAUUACAACGGAGCCGUUCAUGGUCCACACGGAUAUCGGACGCCUCGUCGGCGACUUCGAGAGGUAUCUGGGCAUCCUGCGCAGCGUCCACGAUGCCCUAGACUUGAAGCUGUCCAUCGACCAUGCCAAGCAUUGUCUGUCUGGCAACUUGCAAGGCAAACUGUACGACCUGUGCAACAUGGGAGGAACGGGCUUCAACAGUUUGGACGAGGGUCACGGAAAGUUCAUGCGCAUUGCCGCUGCCAGAGAUGACGUUCUUGCAAUCCUGAACAACAAGGGGACCGACCCUGGGGUGAUCAAGCAGUUGCUGGUGAUCGACUACACUCUUGAAACACAGCAGAGUGUUCUUGUCCAGGGCCUGACGAGCGAGUCUCGACUUCCGCAGCUUGUCGACCAGUUGAGAGCUUUGCUGACGGCGCUCGUCGGCCACUUGCCGCAGGAGGAUGAGCUUCAAGCGCUCCUGGCAGAUUGGAACUCCUUCGCCUCCAACUGCGCCUCCCAGCGCUCAGAGGAAGCAGCACUUCUUCUCAAGGCCCUGGCCGAUCGCAUCAGCCGGGUGGUUGGGGAGCUGUCGGACAAAUGCCAGACCAUGAUGGGUCCGAAGGUGGCCUUUCUCGGAGAAGCAGCUGACAUUCCGAAGAAGAAUAUUGACGUUUUCGUGGAUGAGGUGCUGCGAGGCACAUCGCUAAUGGCCGUGAGUCUGAUUCUGCAGCGAGUGGAGCCAGUUCUGCGGGACAUUGCUCACUUGCCGCCUUGGCAGAUGAUCUCGCCCGUGGACAAGCCCAUUCAGGGCGUCUUCAAGCUUAUAGACAAGAUGAUGGGGGUGCAGGGCGAAAUCUUCCACACGCCCACCAUCUUGCUAAGCGGGGCAGUGAGCGGCGAGGAGGAGGUUCCCGAUGGAGUUCUGGGUGUUCUUGUGCGAAGUGCGAAGGAAGCACCCGACAUCCUUUCACACUGCGCUGUACGCGCGAGGAACUUCGGUGUACUUCUGGCAACGUGUUUUGACCCAAAGAUCUCGGAGAAGCUUGCAUCCGACUUCGCAGACAAAUGGGUGGAAGUGAGGUGCAAACCCGAUGGAACACUAACCAUUGCCGAGGUUGAGAGGCCAAGCGCCACGCCGGAAGACGAGAAAGCGAAAGCUGAAGCGGACGCAGCCAAGGUAGCAGAGGCCGAGGUCAAGAUGAACUUGACCAAUGACCUAGGAUGCUCUUGGUGUGUCCGCCCAGAUGAGAUGACGAGGUCCAACGUGGGCUCCAAGAGUCUGAAUCUCGCCCUCCUGCGGCCGAAACUUCCGCCCGGGAUCCUCACGCCGCAGGCGGUGGCAUUGCCAUAUGGUACCAUGCAGAAAUCAUUGACAGACGACUGCAACAAGGACGUCCUGCCAAUGCUAGAGAAGGUCCUUAAUCGCCUGCAGCCAUCAACCUCGAAUGAAGACGCACAGGUCAUCUUCGAGGAAGCGCAGCAGCUCGUGGAGUCCAUGCGUUUUCCUAAGGCGCUGAAGGAGGCGCUGAAUUCCGCGAUGAAAGAAGUGGCCGAUCGUGACGGCGAAGACAGACUUGCAAAGCUGUUCAAAGAGCGUGACGCUUGGCAAGCAAUCAAAGGCGUUUGGUCCUCGCUGUUUGCGCUUCGACCAUGGGUGUCCUUAGCAAAGGCUGGCCGCAGCUUCCACGACCUCAACAUGGCCGUGCUGGUCCAGGAGUUGGUCGAGGCGAAGUAUGCCUUUGUGCUCCACACUGUGAACCCUUUCACUAAGGACAAGGAGGAGCUUUAUGGAGAGAUCGUCGCAGGGAGAGGCGAAACUUUGGUGGGGAACUUCCCUGGCCGCGCCUUGAGCUUCGCGGUGCGGCGAGGGGGCGGCGAGCCGCGAGUUCUGUCCUAUCCGAGCAAAAGUGUGGCCCUCCACACGCAGCAUUGUUUGAUUUUCCGAUCCGACAGUAAUGGUGAGGAUCUUGAAGGUUUUGCUGGUGCUGGACUCUUCGAAUCUGUUUGUGCUGAGGAGGACAAAGAAGGAUUCCAGCGUCUUCAUCGGUUGGGAAUCGUGGCAGAUGGCAACUACAGAAGGGAUCUGCUCAAGCGCAUCGCCGAGGUGGGAUGGGCAACCGAGAAGGCCUUCGAUGGAGCGCCGCAGGAUAUCGAAGGCUGCGUAGAUGUCAGAGAGCGCAUUUUCAUUGUACAAAGCCGGCCUCAGGUGUAG
This is a messenger RNA of Symbiodinium sp. CCMP2456, 5010 nucleotides long. NCBI's taxonomy places the organism in Eukaryota, Dinophyceae, Suessiales, Symbiodiniaceae. The record is from the annotation of a GenBank genome assembly.